Messenger RNA from Rhopalosiphum maidis (corn leaf aphid), 1994 nucleotides. RefSeq names its product lysosome-associated membrane glycoprotein 5. Gene Ontology annotation, cellular component: membrane. The coding region runs from base 645 to 1601 and encodes 318 amino acids. The transcript has 8 exons. The record is from RefSeq and is a predicted model, not a curated record. NCBI's taxonomy places the organism in Eukaryota, Metazoa, Arthropoda, Insecta, Hemiptera, Aphididae.
GUCCUCCCCGCGCGUCGUUCGGAUAACGAUUCUAAUUUACCCCAUUCCCGCCGCAAACCUACCCCAAAACCGUUUCCUCGACAGUAAUUUAAAGUAUAACAAUAUUAUUAUUAUUAUUAUUAUUACUAUAAUAAUAUAAUAUCGCGGAUUCUGUCGUUCCAUUUUACAGCCGCACAAUAACAGCGCGUUUACCACCAUCGCCAUCGUCAUCAUCAUCGUCACCAUCGUCGUCACCGCCACCGUCGCUACCGCCGCCGCCUAGGCCGCCUCCUUCAGCGCCCCGACGCCGACGGCACCACCUCCAUCGUUGCCGCGAUCGUCGUUCGAUCGACGACAGAUUCGUGCGGACGGUACACGCACUCACACACACGUACACGCGUGCGCGCACACACACAACACACACGCGCACGCGCGCGCGCACACAUACACAAACACGCACACACAAGCUAGCACGCACCUGACGCCGAGCACCGCACGCCACUCGCACACGCACGUCACACCGAAGCGGUCGACGGCCGCCGCGCGAUAUCCGACUCAGUCGACGGACGCAGUUUGCACCGGUACCAUCUCACUGCCGCCGCGGUUGCCCACCGUCUCUCGAGAGCCAACCCCACGUCGUCGUCGGAGUAACACGCGGCCGCACGAUGUCCGUCGCCUACCGGUCCACCGCGUCCCGAUGCGUUCUGUUUACUGCAGCAAUUGUGAUAUUCAAUCAUAUUCUCGUCGCUCCAAUAAAUGCCUUACAAAUUAAUGAACAAAAUAACACAAAACCAUAUCCAAUUUCUGCAUUUCAAAAAUUGAAACGUUUACCGGACGAAAGCUCACUAGAUCCCGUGUCGAAUGCAGACGAUGAAACUCAGAGAUCGGUCCGAAAAAGCGCUGUUUUGUAUAAUAAAGCUGACAUAACAACAACAACUCAAUCGAAUAUUGUUGCGUCACUUUUCCGACUAAACGAGGAGGAAGGUAAUACGUGUAUUCUGUUGAGGGUAGAUGCUGUCAUAGAAGUAAAGUUCAAAACUAAACUAGGUUCUGAAGACCAAACUGAUCUCUAUGUUCCUGACGACGCAGAAGUAACUGGUGAUUGCAGCAAUGAAGAUGAUGCAACAUUAAUACUCAAAUGGAAAAAUUUCGUCUUUACUUGGUACUUUACAAAGACUCUUGGAGGAGAAAGAUGGUUUGUAAAGGCAUUGGAACUCGAAAUAAAUACAGCUGACAAACAUUUCGAUCAUAUUAAAACUAAAGAUAAAAUCGUACGCUUGUCAACUGUAUCCAGUUAUGGUACACUGCUGUUCAUGACGCCAGUUGGACAGUCAUAUUCGUGUCAAAAAGAAAUUAGCGUAGUAUUGAGUGAUCAAAAUGUACCUACGAUGAAAGGAUACGUAUUGCUCAGAGCAUUUACUGUUCAGCCGUUUAUAUUCAAAAAUAAUGAAUUUGGACCAGCUUACCAGUGUUCGUCGAUCGGUGCUGGCGCCAUGCGGAACGAAACCGUACCAUUCAUAUUCGGAAUCACUCUAGCGGCCGUCGCCAUACUCACGGUUGGUGGAUAUGCGGUAUUUAGACACUUUAAAAUCAAGAAAGUCCAGUACGACACGAUGGAAUAAAUUAUUUGAAUCAUGGGAACUCUAGACGAACUGAACAACUGGGAUUUUGUUUUGAUUAUACCGUUUUUCAAUUGUUUUGAUCAAACAGCAAUAAUCGCAUAGACGACGUUUUUAUUUUAUCAUAAUAUAGUUUAUAUUAUAAUAAUAAUAUGAUUAGGCUAUUACUCGAUACUGCAAUGACACAUUUUUUGUACAUUUUGUUUUCUUUUUAGAGUUUUUUUGUACUGUCGACGUUUAAAAGAACAUUCAACGUACAAUUUUAUUUAAAGUGUAAAUUUCAGGUACUUAUUUGAUAAUUAUUUUAAGUACCUAAGCAUUGGUAUUAAAAACUUGACUAAUUUAUCAUAAAUUUCUAUCAUAUUUUUUUCAUUUUUUUAGCCCUCGUAACCAAUU